AUGGAGCAUCUUCCUAUGCCAAUCGUCUUGUCUAUUGUAGCGUUCGCCGUGCGCGACUACAGCAAAGAAACCCAUAAAUAUGCUCUAUCAAGUCUUAAGCCGCUUGCGCUGGUAUGCAGGUCGUGGCACAUCCUCGUUCGCGAGAUUGUGGCCCGCUAUCAAUGCUCUACUUUAACACUAAAGUUCUACUCAGGUUCAUUUUCGGAAUAUAUGACACAACGUCGUCGAGUUACCGAGAGAGGUCCUCAAAUUAAGGAGUUGAACAUUCGGAUGGGGGAAGCACCGGCACGGGGAUUAGGAAUGACAUUUUUGUCGACUUGGAAGCAAAAAGAUAUUCGAAUCGAUUGGGACGUAAUAUUUUUUCGACUUCCCGCAUUACGAAGAUUGGAUCUGUCUGGUGUGCAAUUAUUUAGUGGACAAGUGGAGCAGAUUCUCACAUCUGCAGCGAAGUACUGCAAAAAUGUUGUCACAUUAGUGCUGGCCACGGUUGAUGAAACGCUGCAAGAUCGAGUGAACUUUGAAUCAAUUUUUAGCGCAUUGUACAAGGCACUCCAAAUCUGGUAUUUUGAAGGUACUUGCAGGGGCUUAAAACGAUUGACAGUUCCGAUACUUGAUGAGAACAACCGGUUAGAAGCUUAUCGCAGGCAUUUUGACAACAUAAUCAAAUUUUGUCCCGAACUUAAGUAUCUGGAUGGAUACAAAAAAACUCUGUGUGAAAUAUACCAGUUGACGUGCCGCGAUAAUUGGUCGAUUUCAGUGGACCAGUGGGAGGAGUUUAAUGCCACGUGUUCGCAGUUGCGGGAAUUUCAUUGGAUAGUAGUUCCGUUUGCUGAUCAGUUUUUCAAAGUAUUUGGCGAGCACAUCAAGCCUCACCUGAAGAAACUCACUUUUGCUGUAAAUAUGACGUGCAAUUGGGAGGAGUAUUCAAACUCGCUGGAAAUAGCUGGUGAGACAGAGGCAUUUUUGGCCUUGCAAAGCUUCUCGCAACCACCAGGGUAUGGAAGGAAAGCGAUUGCUGUAAGCAGUGCCUUAAAAGGGUGUCCGUCGCUAAACGACUUGUCAGUUGAGCUGUAUCAUCCCGUUAAUGAAGGUGCUGUAAGUGACGAUAAUCCACUUGAGCUUUUAGAUUAUGAGGGUUGUAACAUUGACAUAUAUGACGACAACUUCUGCGAAACUCUUGCAAAACACUGUCCAUGGGUGACAAAGUUUGUUAUCCGGGAAGUUUUGGAGAAUCCCGAUACCCAAUUUACACCAAUUCGAACGUUUACAGAUAAGGGACUUGUCGCACUCGCCAAAUUAAAAUACUUGACGUCUUUGGAGCUACGCACAAUUAAUUGCACUGGUAAAGGCCUUUUCGACUUUCUUGAUAGAUUAUCCGAUGAAUUUUUGGGACAGCGAACACUUCAAAUCUGUCUCGGUGGUCAUCACAGUGAAUAUCAACUCGCAUUCUAUCACGCCAUGAUAGAAGUUUUGACGCAACUAGAAAGGAGAAGUCCAACAGAACUUGAGUGGAGACGUCACAAAUUUGUUUUGCGUUUGAUAAAUUCCAAUUUUGACUCUAUCCGACCAGACUGGAGCGAGCAAUUCUUUGUUAAAUUGACAUGUGUGGUUGAACGCGUACAAAAAAUUCACCCAACAUUGCGACUUCGAAUUGCGAUUAUUGGACGUCAAGGCAGUACAUUUAAGAAAAUCAGUGAAUUUGGGCUGUACACGUCUGAUGCCAAGCCGAGUUUGUGGUUUGACUGGCAUGAAGAUGAAGCCGAUGACUCUCCAUUUUUUAAUCGUCGAAAAUUACUUGAUGAAUCAAUUCCAUUCGACUACCCUGAGGACUAUUAUCAUGAUCCGUAUAGUGGAUACGAAGAUUUUCAGGACUACUAUAUUUUAAUCUAUGUUUGA
Plasmopara halstedii is the source of this 1896-nucleotide messenger RNA. RefSeq lists its product as uncharacterized. Bases 1 to 1896 code for a protein of 631 amino acids. NCBI's taxonomy places the organism in Eukaryota, Oomycota, Peronosporomycetes, Peronosporales, Peronosporaceae. The transcript has 2 exons. The record is from RefSeq and is a predicted model, not a curated record.